AUGCAAGGAGGGUCCCUGACCAACCAUCCAACGGUUAUGAAGGACGACAUUGCACCUCAGCAGGAUGCACAGAGCCUGAUUAAGCACAUCAAGUCGGAUAGAGGAUCUCAGAGCUCCAAGACAUCGCAGUUUGCUCCCGAGAAGUCGGAAGGCCAGGUAGUGGAUGGGAAAGCAGCUCGGUUGAAAUUCUCGGCAAGAUUCGCUCCAUCAAAGCAAAGUUUGCUUGACCCAUCGCACGCACAUCGACCUCAAAGAGCCCAGCAGCAGCGGCAUCACAAUGAAAGGAACAAGAGGCGAGGGUCGAGGUUGCUGAAUGUGCUUUUCGAUGUCCGACUAGAGCAUCGGGAGACUUUAAGGAAUUUGCUACCUAUUCAAAAAGAAGAGGAGAGGGAAAGAAUUUUGAAGCAGCUCAAGGACCUGCACUAUGAUCUCAAGUUCUAUGUUAAUGAAUUGGCGCUUUGGAAUGGAGACAAGUAUGAUACUUGGAGCACCUUCCGACGCAGUCAAGUCUGCAAUGACAUCGAGCAGGUCCAGCAAAGCUUCCUCGACUUUGUGGAAGAGUAUUCGCCUUCGCUGCAGCAGAUUCUUGAUCCCUUGACGCCUCGUGAUCGGCUGCAUGGACUGCUCUUGACCAACAAGGGCUUCGAGAUCAGAAACACCUUGAUGAAAUACACAAGAAUCACAAACCCCGACUACCAAGCUACCGCCGCUCUAGCGAACCGAAUUCCGAAGUCCGAGACAGGGCGAAAGCGUUUUGUUGGUAAGGUGGAGGAGCUGCAAGAAUGUCUGAAAAAGGCAGUGUCAAAUCUGAACGAGGCUUGUGGCAUCAAUGAAAACGGAUCGCGGAGAUCUUUACUGAAAGUAUUGUUUAGAAGUGUCAGCAACAGCAAACUGGAAGAGUCUGAGGAAACAAGCAAAACCUACAGAAGUGCGGACGCCUAG
Messenger RNA from Guillardia theta CCMP2712, 942 nucleotides. RefSeq lists its product as hypothetical. The transcript has 6 exons. Bases 1 to 942 code for a protein of 313 amino acids. The record is from RefSeq and is a predicted model, not a curated record. NCBI's taxonomy places the organism in Eukaryota, Cryptophyceae, Pyrenomonadales, Geminigeraceae.